Molecule: messenger RNA, 342 nt
Organism: Pisolithus orientalis
Lineage: Eukaryota; Fungi; Basidiomycota; Agaricomycetes; Boletales; Pisolithaceae
Exons: 3
Source: RefSeq, a predicted model, not a curated record
CAACACCAGAUGCAAAUUUUGAUUGUAUGCAAAGAUAUGCUCAUGCAAGCAGGCCAAACCAAGUACAAGACCCUUCAUGUUGACAUUGAGGCACAUCCCAGUGUAUUGUGUGCCGACUUGUUAGGAUUUCUGAAUGUAUUCAACAACCCUGCAAAUGAACAUGUGCUUCAUGUGGCCAUCAAACAGGAGUGCAGUGCUCUUCUGGACAGUACCAGCCAGGAGGAAGGGAAGACGCACAUGAUGCUGGAAGAACUUACAUGGAUGGUACUCAGCAAAUACAAAUGUGGUGGUGUAGGUUCAGGUUUGAAGGCCAAGUAUCAGCUACACUUUGCCUUCCUGGUA